Molecule: messenger RNA, 1870 nt
Organism: Arabidopsis thaliana (thale cress)
Lineage: Eukaryota; Viridiplantae; Streptophyta; Magnoliopsida; Brassicales; Brassicaceae
Product: Pentatricopeptide repeat (PPR) superfamily protein
Exons: 1
Coding region: 39-1757 (572 amino acids)
Biological process (GO): RNA modification
Cellular component (GO): mitochondrion
Molecular function (GO): RNA binding
Source: RefSeq, marked reviewed
AAAUCCGUGUUUAUUCCGGCGACUUUUUUUUCUUUCUGAUGACAUUGGCGAUUACGUCACGGCUCAGGCGCAAUUUCGUGUUCCGUCGUAGGAAUCUUGAAUCGUUGUUGUCUCCACAAUGUCAGAAACUUAUCAACGAUCUAAGGUCUUGCAGAGACACCGUCGAAGUUUCUCGAAUUCAUGGUUACAUGGUGAAAACGGGACUCGACAAGGACGAUUUCGCAGUGAGCAAGCUUCUUGCUUUUUCCUCUGUACUUGACAUUCGAUACGCUUCGUCGAUCUUCGAGCAUGUCUCCAACACUAAUCUCUUUAUGUUCAACACUAUGAUCAGAGGUUACUCGAUUAGCGAUGAGCCGGAGCGAGCAUUUUCUGUUUUCAACCAAUUGAGAGCUAAAGGUUUGACCUUGGACCGAUUCUCGUUUAUCACGACUCUUAAAUCAUGUUCUCGUGAAUUGUGUGUUUCAAUUGGUGAGGGAUUGCAUGGGAUUGCUUUGAGAUCUGGGUUUAUGGUUUUUACUGAUUUGAGGAAUGCUCUUAUACAUUUUUACUGUGUUUGUGGAAAGAUUAGUGAUGCUCGGAAAGUGUUCGACGAAAUGCCGCAGAGUGUUGAUGCUGUUACGUUUAGUACUUUGAUGAAUGGGUAUCUUCAGGUUUCUAAGAAAGCGUUGGCUUUGGAUUUGUUUAGGAUUAUGAGAAAAAGUGAGGUGGUCGUUAAUGUCAGUACGUUGCUUAGCUUUCUUUCGGCUAUUAGUGAUCUAGGAGAUUUGUCUGGAGCAGAAUCUGCUCAUGUGUUAUGCAUCAAGAUUGGCCUUGAUUUAGACUUGCAUUUAAUCACAGCUUUGAUAGGGAUGUACGGCAAAACUGGGGGUAUCAGUUCAGCACGCAGGAUCUUUGAUUGCGCCAUUCGAAAGGAUGUUGUUACAUGGAACUGUAUGAUAGACCAAUAUGCCAAAACGGGUCUCCUUGAAGAGUGUGUAUGGCUACUGAGGCAGAUGAAGUAUGAAAAAAUGAAACCGAAUUCAUCUACAUUUGUUGGGCUGUUGUCUUCCUGUGCGUACAGUGAAGCAGCAUUCGUAGGACGUACUGUUGCUGAUCUAUUGGAAGAGGAAAGAAUAGCUUUGGAUGCAAUACUUGGAACUGCACUCGUUGAUAUGUAUGCAAAAGUAGGAUUGCUUGAAAAAGCUGUUGAGAUUUUCAAUAGAAUGAAGGAUAAGGAUGUAAAGUCCUGGACCGCGAUGAUCUCGGGUUAUGGAGCUCAUGGACUAGCAAGAGAAGCAGUAACACUAUUCAAUAAGAUGGAGGAAGAGAACUGCAAAGUGAGACCCAAUGAGAUUACCUUCUUGGUUGUGCUGAAUGCUUGUAGCCAUGGAGGGUUGGUAAUGGAAGGAAUCAGAUGCUUUAAGAGGAUGGUUGAGGCUUACAGCUUCACGCCCAAAGUUGAACAUUAUGGUUGUGUGGUUGAUCUUUUAGGUCGAGCGGGGCAGUUAGAGGAAGCGUAUGAGUUAAUAAGGAACUUACCGAUCACAAGUGAUUCAACGGCUUGGCGUGCUCUGCUAGCUGCUUGUAGAGUAUACGGGAAUGCAGAUUUGGGGGAAAGUGUGAUGAUGAGAUUGGCUGAAAUGGGUGAGACUCAUCCGGCAGAUGCAAUUCUUCUAGCUGGGACACACGCUGUUGCAGGGAACCCAGAAAAAUCAUUAGAUAAUGAGUUGAAUAAAGGGAGAAAAGAAGCUGGAUACAGCGCCAUUGAAAUAGAAUAGAGUAGACAAUCUCUGGCGUUCAUUCACCUCUGACCUUUUUGUUGAAAACUAUAUCAGCAAAAUGUUGUUCAAUAAGGUAAACCCCUGUAUUUACUCUUUCUUUAUGCUUUAAA